Molecule: messenger RNA, 1344 nt
Organism: Anolis carolinensis (green anole)
Lineage: Eukaryota; Metazoa; Chordata; Lepidosauria; Squamata; Anolidae
Product: protein qua-1-like
Exons: 2
Coding region: 1-1038 (345 amino acids)
Source: RefSeq, a predicted model, not a curated record
AUGGAGAAGGCCAAGGCAAAAGCAAUGGAGAAAGUCAAGGCAAUGGAGAAGGCAAAGGCAAAAGCAAUGGAGAAAGCAAAGGCAAAGGCAAUGGGGAAGGCCAAGGCAAUGGAGAAGGUCAAGGCAAUUGAGAAGGUCAAGGCAAUGAUGAAGGCAAAGGCAAAAGCAAUAGAAGGUCAAGGCAAUGAUGAAGGCAAAGGCAAAAGCAAUGUAGAAGGCAAAGGCAAUGGAGAAGGUCAAGGCAAUGGAGAAGGCCAAGGCAAAAGCAAUGGAAAAAGUCAAGGCAAUGGAGAAGGUCAAGGCAAUGGAGAAGGUCAAGGCAAUGAGGAAGGCAAAAGCAAAAGCAAUGGAGAAGGUCAAGGCAAUAGAGAAGGUCAAGGCAAUGAUGAAGGCAAAGGCAAAAGCAAUGUAGAAGGCAAAGACAAUGGAGAAGGUCAAGGCAAUGGAGAAGGCCAAGGCAAAAGCAAUGGAGAAAGUCAAAGCAAUGGAGAAAGUCAAGGCAAUGGAGAAGGCAAAGGCAAUGGAGAAGAUCAAGGCAAUGGAGAAGGCCAAGGCAAAAGCAUUGGAGAAGGAAAAGGCAACGGAGAAAGUCAACGCAAUGGAGAAGGCCAAGGCAGUGGAGAAGGCAAAAGCAAUGGAGAAGAUCAAGGCAAUGGAGAAGGUCAAGGCAAUGGAGAAGGUCAAGGCAAUGGGGAAGGCCAAGGCAAAAGCAGUGUAGAAGGUCAAGGCAAUGGAGAAGGCCAAGGCAAAAGCAAUGGAGAAGGAAAAGGCAAUGGAGAAGGUCAAGGCAAUGGAGAAGGCAAAAGCAAUGGAGAAGGCCAAGGCAAUGGAGAAGCUCAAGGCAAUGAGGAAGGCAAAAGCAAAAGCAAUGGAGAAUGCAAAGGCAAUGGAGAAAGUCAAGGCAAUGUAGAAAGUCAAAGCAAUGAAGAAGGUCAAGGCAAUGGAGAAGGCAAAGGCAAAGAAGAAGGUAAAGGCAACAAAGUAGGCAAAUGCAAUGAAGAAGUCAAUGGCAAAGGCAAUGUAAAAGGCAGUGGAUAAGGCAAAGGCUAUGGAGAAGGAGAGAACACUGAUAGAUUCACUAUGGUGGAGAGCCUCCAUAGUGUAUAUUUCAGGAAAUAGGGUUACACAUUGAUUGUACUGCACAACUCUUGUGUUGAAAGGCAGUGUCACACAACUGAAUGCACACCCAAAGAUACAGUUCAAUGCACAACUAUACAACCAAUGCACAACUGUAUGUACAUCCACAUAUGCAUUUCCUUCUAUGUGCUUCUCCGCAUGUCAAUAUAUGUACAUAGCACAUGUAUGCAUAUCCAUUGUCCAUCCAUGAAGAGUACAAAUGACACC